CCAUUUCAAAUGCUCCUCUUAACUCGAGUAUCCAUCCAUUCUCCAUCCGAAUCAUUUUCUUACGUUUUCUCUCAUCAAAAUCUUUUUGUCUUCCGGUCACGAGAUGGAGUCCGGUAAUAGUAGUAGCAUGCAAUCUUCAAGUGGCGGUGGCGGAGGAGGAGAAGAGGAGUACGAUUCACGCGCCGCCGAUCAAUCCAUCUCCGCCUUCUUCGACCACCACGUGUCAUCUCUACCUCCGUCGCAACAAAACCACCUCAACCUCCUCCAUUUCGACCAUAACAACAACAACAACUCUCUAAUAUCACCAAACUACUUCAACAACAACAACAACACGUUCUUACCCGUAGACCAACAAUCAGAACUUAUCUCCCAACCCGACCUCCGAACCUUCUCCUCCACGUCAUCACUCCCCCCUCCUAACAACAUAGGCGUAAUCAAGAAAACAAAGAAAAGAUCACGAGCAUCAAGAAGAGCACCAACCACGGUUCUAACGACGGACACGUCAAACUUCCGAGCGAUGGUUCAAGAGUUUACCGGAAUCCCAGCUCCGCCGCUAUUCAACAACAACUCCGUCGUGAACACCACGCGCCUCAACACUUUCCUCGGCUUGUCUUCUUCUUCGCCAAACUCUUACAAUAACAACAAUCUCUUGUUACGACCUUUCGCUCAAAAGCUCAUGCCAACGUCUCCACUCUUAUCCGGAUCACAGAUUCAGCAAUUUCAAAACCCUAACAACGGUUUCGAGAAUAUGAAUCUACAGGCCCUUCUCCAAGCUCAUAUUUCAAACCCUAGAAGCAAUGAUCACGAUCAGUUUGGUCUUGGUAUCAAUGGUAUGAUGCAGAGUCCAUCUGCUAAUCCUCACACGGCAGCGGCAGCGGCUAAUGGGAACAUAACCACCGGUGAUAAUGCAAGUUACGGUGGUUCCGAUCAUGAUCAUAAUAAUGACGUUUACCACACAAACAUAUUUGAAAUUUGAAAAGUUCCAAGUAAAAGAGACAGACCGGAAAAGGGAAUAUACAUUAUGCAGAUGAUCAACAGUGAUGAAUAAUAGUAUGUGAUGCGUCUACAAAGUUCUUCGCCUCUUUCUUCUUCUCGUGAACUAAUAGUAAUCGUAAUAGAAUAUUCAGCUUCAUUUAUAUAUCCCUUUCUCUAGUCUUUAGCAACAAUGAAAAUUUCAUCCUUCUCUAAGGGGGAUUUUCAAUAAUGUUAUUUGCUAAUGUAUGUACUUAUAAUAACACUUGUAAAAGAAAAAGAAAAAUAACUCCUUCUUUUUUUCA
Camelina sativa (false flax) is the source of this 1277-nucleotide messenger RNA. RefSeq lists its product as uncharacterized. Lineage: Eukaryota; Viridiplantae; Streptophyta; Magnoliopsida; Brassicales; Brassicaceae. The record is from RefSeq and is a predicted model, not a curated record.